This is a messenger RNA of Condylura cristata (star-nosed mole), 3360 nucleotides long. It is a transcript of the gene ANGEL2, whose product is annotated as angel homolog 2 (Drosophila). Gene Ontology annotation, biological process: 3'-UTR-mediated mRNA stabilization. Lineage: Eukaryota; Metazoa; Chordata; Mammalia; Eulipotyphla; Talpidae. Bases 91 to 1272 code for a protein of 393 amino acids. Gene Ontology annotation, molecular function: 3'-5'-RNA exonuclease activity; mRNA 3'-UTR binding. The record is from RefSeq and is a predicted model, not a curated record. The transcript is spliced from 8 exons.
UGUUCGCUCGAGUCCAGAAGUCAGGUUCAGUGCUGGACCUGGAACCCGGACCUGAGCAGAUCAGCCCUGAGCCACCUCUCCGGCCCCGUCAUGCCCUCGGAGGGAGGGGAGCCUUCCUCGAAGCGAAGAAAGCACCAAGGCAUCAUCAAACGGCAUUGGGAGUACAUAUGUAACCACCACAGAGAAAAAGCGAAUGUCCUGGAAGACAUAACUGACUCGAAGUCUGAAGACAUGGAGAGCAAGUUCGACUUCUCCGUGAUGUCCUAUAACAUACUUUCCCAAGACCUGCUGGAGGAUAACUCUCACCUGUACAGGCACUGCCGGCGGCCCGUGUUGCACUGGGGCUUUCGGCUCCCGAACAUCCUGAGAGAAAUCAAGCACUUCGAUGCUGACGUACUUUGCUUGCAAGAAGUUCAAGAAGAUCAUUAUGGAACAGAGAUCAGGCCGAGCUUGGAGUCGCUGGGUUACCACUGUGAAUACAAGAUGCGGACGGGAAAGAAGCCAGACGGCUGUGCCAUUUGCUUCAAACACUCGAAGUUUGCGCUCUUGUCCGUGAACCCCGUGGAGUUCUACCGCCCCGACGUUCCUCUCCUGGACAGAGACAACGUGGGCCUGGUGCUGCUCCUGCAGCCCAAAGGUGCCCGCGCGGCGCCGCCUGCCAUCUGUGUGGCCAACACGCACCUGCUGUAUAACCCGCGGCGGGGCGACAUCAAGCUGACCCAGCUGGCGAUGCUGCUGGCAGAGAUGUCCAGCGUCGCCCGUCGGCAGGACGGCAGCCUCUGCCCCAUUGUGAUGUGCGGGGACUUUAACUCGGUUCCCGGCUCUCCGCUCUACAGCUUCAUAAAGGAAGGCACGCUGAAUUAUGAAGGACUGGCCAUAGGGAAGGUGUCUGGCCAGGAACGGUCUUCACGGGGACAAAGAGUUUUAUCUAUUCCAAUUUGGCCCCCAAACCUAGGUAUCUCGCAGAGCUGUGUGUAUGAGAUACAGCAGGUUCCAGAAGUAGGACAGACAGACGGCGGCCCCACGCAGACACAGCUGGACAGAGCCGGGGUCGAGUUGGCAGCUAAAAACCUGCCCUCACACCUGCAGCACCACUUCAGCCUGUCUUCGGUUUACUCACAUGUCUUCCCUGACACCGGGGUGCCGGAAGUGACCACCUGCCACGCCCGAAGCGCCAUCACGGUGGACUACAUCUUCUACUCGGCCGAGAAGGACGGCGCCGCCGGGCGGCCAGAUACUGGAACAUAUCCUCACAAAGGAACAUUUCCAUAGACAUGAAAGACCAAAUGACAACGGAGAACACUUGAAAUGAAUUUUCGUGAACCGGUGAUGAACUCCUACCUUGACGACGCAAGUCAAGAAUCCAGAAGUGAGGAUGGAAUUAGGUCACUAAAAACCAUCAAGCCAGUUGGCGGUUUAAGGCUUACACAUCAGCAUAUUGAAAAUGGUUGCAUUUCUAGUCUUCACCCACCUCCCCCGGCCCCCCCUGGGGGUGAAGAUCAAGAGGUUCUCUAGCUGCUGCCACUUUGAGAUGGGGUGUUACGUGGCAUCACUUCUGGCCAGCAGGCUUCCUAAGACACCUGUCUCCCGGGCUGGCGUGCCACUAAGGUGAAAGGAGAAAUAGAAGCUGCCUUUGGCUCCAGUGGGUGCGUCAUCCUGUGUAUGCGGCCCGUGCCAGGGUCACCUGCCACAAAUCACAUACCUGUAGGCUUCUGCACUAGUUAGCUUCACCUCCAGCACCAGUCCUACGUGGACACUGGAGAACUGUCUCCUUGGGCACCUUUGGUCUUAAUAUAAGACAUCAGAACACACAGCCCACGACAGCGAGGCCUCCGAGCCAGCCUGGCUGGGCCUACGAAGCAGCCCAGAGGUGGUCAGAGGGGCUCCCGCCUCCUAAGACCGCCCGCAUGCACCCCUGACCUCUGGCUCCCGAGGGCGCCCUCGCCAAGCACCCACCGCAUGCCCCUCGGACAGUGCGAGGCCUCUUGUGCUUUUCGCUGCAAAGUUUAAAUGGCAGUUGGGCAGACUGGCUUCUGUCGUGCUUGUUUUGUUUGAGAGAACAGACGCGGCUGUAAGAAAGAUUAAGAAGUGACGCCAAGAUCCUGAAAACAGGUUCCCGUAUUGCCAGAAGAAUUUCAGUGCUUUUGAGUAAGACGUUUGCAUAUAAUACCUUCAAUGUCAUGACAGGCGCACCAGGAAAAAAUUCCAAACUUUAUGAAGAUCCCCAGAGGAAAUACCGGGGAAAGCAUACAAAUAGAAUAUCAAAAAAACAGUUAAGUUUGCAUAUCUGAUGUCAAGAUGCUGAGGUAAUAUUGCCUGCUUUAAAAAGACCCCACCAACCCUUGAUUGUUAUUGCUGAAAAAGACGUUAAUACUGAGUCGAUCCAGAGUGGAAGGGAGGACGCGGUGGUCACGGCUGGUGAGGCAGAAUGCUCAAAGAAAGCCAAAGAAAGUAGUCAGUGGACAAGAAGGAAAUUCGGCGGUCGGGUCCUCAGUCCGCGUGGGGGGGACGGUUCCCCGGGGUGGUCAUGAGUCUCCACGAUCCUGGGCACCACCCACUGAGGGGCCAUUUCCAAGGGAAUCCUGUAGGUACAAGCCCGGGCUUGCAGGGCAUGUGCUGUCCUUCCCAGAGACGGCGACUUCGGUGCAGACACGGGCUCCCGGCGUCCUGCGGGGAGCGGCCGCCUAGAUUCGGAUCUGGUAGCCCACUUCGCUCAGGGCGCCGAGGUCGGCCCCCUUCUCAGGCAGCGCGGGCCUAGCAGAGACAGAGUGGUGAGGACAGGAAUGCUCACUGAGGGCUCCCAACACCUCCAUGCACGCCCCCCUCCCACCUGGGCCCCCCAUGCGGCGCCUGGUCCCCAGACCCACGUCCCAGGUGUCUACGAACAUCACAACGGGCCCCCAGUGCGGGUCAGAGACUCCGGACAGCUCGCCCUGUUCAAGCUUGUGGCAGACUCGGGCCACUCUGGGGUCUGACCGAGGCCCCGAGGCUCAGUCUCCUGGAGACCUCACUUCCUGGUACCGGGGCCCUGGGGUCCUCAGUCGCCCCUGGAGUGGUGAUGCGCCUUUCCAGACUCACCACCCACUGAGAUGCCAUUUCCGAGGAACUCCUGACAAGCAAAACCCACAGUGACUCCUGCUGACUGUGACGGGGUCACACUCCGGACCAAAGGGACUCUGCUAGAGGUCACCUGGGAAGGUUUGUCAGUGUGAGGAGAUGGCUCAGAGGCGCACCGUCUGCUUCCUAGGUACAUUUCUGAAGUCCUCUCUGCUCUAAAACUCCAGCUAAGGGCCCUUCCUGGUGCCACAGCAGGUUAAAGCACAGCGCUUUGAAACUAAAGCCACUUCAGCGAGAGUUCGG